AUGGGUGACCUGCUAGGAUUGGACAACUUGGUGGCCAACACCACCUACCUGAAGGCCCAGCAGAUCGAUCGCAAGGAGCUGAGAAAACGGAGACUCUCCCUGACGCUGCCCAAGCUGAAGAAGACCUCUGCUCUCCAGGCAGCAGAGGGAGAGAGGUACGAGUCACUCUGCGAGCAACAGCCUAUCGGGAGGAAGCUGUUCCAGCAGUUUCUCCUGACCUCUAACGACCAGUACGCGGCUGCUGCUGAGUUUCUGGAUGAGCUGAGCAAGUGGAGCUUUGCCGAAGAUGAAAAAAGAGAAAAAGCCAAACAGACGAUCCUCGCCAAGUUCUGCCAGCCUGGGUCUACGAGAUUCCUGUCCUACUUCACCGAAGAGGAUGCUGAAACAUGCAAGGACUUAUCGGACAGUAACUUUGAUGAGGUGAUUUUGGACCAUCUGAGAGAAGCCACUAGGGAGUUCCUGAAGGGAAGACCUUUCUCGGAGUACCUGAAAAGCCAGUUCUUCUACAGGUUUCUGCAGUGGAAGGAGUACGAGAGGCAGACGAUCACUGACAAAUACUUUUAUGAGUUCAGGACUCUGGGAAAAGGUGGCUUUGGUGAGGUGUGCGCGGUGCAGGUGAAGCACACGGGCCAGAUGUACGCCUGCAAGAAGCUGGAUAAGAGGCGUUUGAAGAAGAAAGGCGGUGAGAGAAUGGCUCUCGUGGAGAAGCAGAUCCUGGAAAAGGUCAACAGCCUUUUUAUCGUAAACCUGGCUUACGCUUACAACAGCAGACACCACCUGUGCCUGGUAAUGGACCUGAUGACUGGAGGAGACCUCAGGUUCCACAUAUACGACUUAGGGAAGAGAGGCAUACGGAUGGAGCGUGUGGUUUACUACACAGCCCAGAUAACCAGUGGCCUCCUGCACUUGCACAACAUGGGCAUCGUGUACCGUGAUAUGAAGCCUGAAAAUGUGCUGCUGGAUGGUAAAGGACAAUGCCGCCUGUCAGACCUCGGAUUGGCUGUGGAGCUGUCAAAGGGCAAAAUGAUCUGCCAGAAGGCUGGUACGACUGGCUACAUGGCCCCUGAGGUUCUGAAGCAGGAGUACUACCGCUACUCUGUGGACUGGUGGUCGCUGGGAUGCAGCAUUUAUGAGAUGGUGGCCGCCCGCUUGCCUUUCAGAGACUUCAGGGAGAAGGUGCAGAACGAUGAGGUGACUCGCCGCACCCUGGAGGACGAGUGCAAGUUUGAACACAAAUCCUUCGAUGCUCCCACCAAAGAUAUUAUCAGCCGCUUCCUCAAGAAGAGGGUGGCGCGUCGCUUUGGGUGCCAAGGCGACGACCCACGAAGCCACGAGUUCUUCAACAGCAUCAACUUCCACCGACUGGAGGCGGGCCUGCUGGAGGCCCCCUGGGUGCCAAAGCCCGACGUGGUCUACGCCAAAGACGCGGACGAGUUCAAGGACAGCUCUGACAUCAAGGACGUCAAGUUUGACACCAAGGAUGAGAAGUUCUUCAGGGAGUUCAGCACGGGCGCAGUGUCCGUGCAGUGGCAGAAGGAGAUGAUUGACAGCGGCGUGUUUGACGAGCUGAACAGCACCACGGUCAUCCAACGCGACCGCGAGACUGCGUGGAAAACCAGGCUGUGCGUCCUUUUGUGAGCACACACACAGGAGGAAUUUUGGACACUUGAAAAUGCACAGAUGUCCUUAAAUCGAAGUGCCUUCAAUUAUGUGCCUCGGAAACCUUUUUACGCGUGGCCUUUUUCCUUAACCUCAGUACA
This is a messenger RNA of Oreochromis aureus, 1760 nucleotides long. RefSeq names its product G protein-coupled receptor kinase 7b (gene grk7b). The record is from RefSeq and is a predicted model, not a curated record. The transcript is spliced from 4 exons. Bases 1 to 1638 code for a protein of 545 amino acids. NCBI's taxonomy places the organism in Eukaryota, Metazoa, Chordata, Actinopteri, Cichliformes, Cichlidae. Gene Ontology annotation, molecular function: rhodopsin kinase activity; ATP binding. Gene Ontology annotation, cellular component: cytoplasm. Gene Ontology annotation, biological process: protein phosphorylation; regulation of signal transduction; signal transduction.